AUGACGACAUCGUUGAAAAUUGAGGGACACUCAGAAGAAGCUAAAAAGUUGGUGAUGUUUCUCUUUACAUUAUCGGAAGAUGCCGAAGAGUGGUUUUACUCUUUACCCGCAGGAAGCAUUACAACUUGGCAACAAAUGGAGACAACAUUUUUGAAUGAGUACUUCCCCGCCUCUGUUUAUAUCUGUAAGAGAUAUGACAUAGUUAAUUUCAAACAGAGGGAAGGAGAGUCACUCGGAGACGCUUACAAGAGGUUCAAGCGAUUGUUGGUUGCAUGUCCUACUCAUAACAUGGAUGCAACUGAACAGAUGCAAAAUUUUGUGAAUGACCUUAGAAUGAAAACUAAGGAACUCAUAGACACGGCUGUCGGUGGCUCAACAAAUUUUACAACAGCCACUGGAAUGAAGAAAAUCAUCGAAGCCAUUGCAGCAAAUGAGCAUCUGGAGCUCUAUGACCGCAAUGUAAGUCAACCUGAAGGUAUCAUUGAUCUCAAGCUAGCAAAUCAAGUUGUGAAGAUGGAAGAUCAAAUAACAGCUGAAGUAGAGGGAGGAAUCAAGAAAAUGGCUCUUGACACUCAAACGGUGGCACAAGUUCAACCGGUUCAACCAAUUCGAGCGGUUAGUUAUGAAAUUUGUGGGGGACCUCACUUCGCCAUGCAUUGUGUGGCAACUGCACAACAGGUAGAAGAGAUUAAUUUUCUGAAGCAGAAUAACCCUUACUCAAAUACAUAUAAUCCUGGAUGGAAAAAUCAUCCAAAUUUCUCCUGGAAGGACCAGCAAGGAAAUGUUCAGAAGCAAGCGCCCAAUCAAUAUCAAAGCCAAUCACAACAACAGUAUCGACCACAACAACAACAACCAUACCAACAGCAGUUUCAACAACCCCAACAACAAUUUCAACAACAGGUACCAAGAAAAGAAGAUUGGGAAAUUGGCAUUGAAAAAAUGGCGGCUCAAAGUUCCCAAUUUCAACAGGAGGCUAGAAGUAAUCUAAGAAACACUGGUGCUUCGAUAAAAAAUCUGGAAGUGCAAAUGAGUCAGAUUGCUCAACAACUCGUGGGUUCUCAAACACCGGGUGCAUUACCGAGUGCUAUAGUUAUAAAUCCAAGAGAGCAUAAUAAUGUGAGUGUUGUAACCACAAGGAGUGGUAAAUCGAAAGAAGUCCCUGAGAAAGAUGACGACCAAGAAGACCAAUUGCUUGAAGUUGAGUUGGAAAUAAAAGAAAAUGAGGUUGUGAGUGAAGAAGUGGUGGUGCCUAAACUGGUGGUGAAAGAAAAAGUUAGUGAAUAA
Molecule: messenger RNA, 1284 nt
Organism: Lathyrus oleraceus (garden pea)
Lineage: Eukaryota; Viridiplantae; Streptophyta; Magnoliopsida; Fabales; Fabaceae
Exons: 1
Coding region: 1-1284 (427 amino acids)
Source: RefSeq, a predicted model, not a curated record